This is a messenger RNA of Tupaia belangeri chinensis (Chinese tree shrew), 990 nucleotides long. RefSeq names its product anaphase promoting complex subunit 15 (gene ANAPC15). The transcript is spliced from 6 exons. The record is from RefSeq and is a predicted model, not a curated record. Gene Ontology annotation, cellular component: anaphase-promoting complex. Lineage: Eukaryota; Metazoa; Chordata; Mammalia; Scandentia; Tupaiidae. The coding region runs from base 329 to 706 and encodes 125 amino acids. Gene Ontology annotation, biological process: regulation of mitotic cell cycle spindle assembly checkpoint.
GACGUGAGGGUGGACGCUCUCGGACCUGUUAACACGGGCUGCCAGGCCGAGGCCCAGGGAAAUGCAGCUGCUGGGCCUGUGCCCGUCAGAUAAGGGCAAACGCAGGAACUGACUUAGAUCCUUUUUUGCUGGUCUUCACUAGUGCCCAGCCUGGGUCCCUUCCCCGCGGGAGUUUUAAGCCCUGGCUCACUGUGUUACCUAAAGCCAGUUUCUGGGCCUCAGUGUUCCUCUCUAUGAGGAAACUGAGGCCCAGAGAGGUUAAGUGACUUGGCCACAGUCAAGCGGCUAGUAAGUGGUGGAGCCAAGACUCAAACUCAGUCUAGGAGCCAUGUCCACCUUGUUCCCCUCACUCUUCCCCCGUGUGACUGAGACGCUGUGGUUUAACCUGGAUCGACCCUGUGUGGAGGAGACAGAACUGCAGCAGCAGGAACAGCAGCAUCAGGCCUGGCUCCAAAGCAUUGCAGAGAAAGACAACAACCUGGUACCAAUUGGCAAGCCAGCCUCUGAGCACUAUGACGAUGAGGAAGAGGAAGAUGAUGAUGAAGAUGAGGAUAGUGAAGAGGACUCAGAGGAUGAUGAGGACAUGCAGGACAUGGAUGAGAUGAAUGACUACAAUGAAUCACCUGAUGAUGGAGAAGUCAAUGAGCCUCCUCUCCAGGUGGACAUGGAAGGCAACGAACAGGAUCAGGACCAGUGGAUGAUCUAGAUAGUCAAGGCCACGGUGGCCUCAGGGAGAUUCCAGGCCAGCCCACCUGCCCUGCAUCCCACUUCCACUCCACAGAACCAGCUGAUGGCCCCUGCGCCUGAAAGCUUAUCCUCAAGUACCUCCUCAGCUGCUGUGAGGACCUGGGCUCCUGGUUCUCCCAGGCCUUCAGUCUGGCUCAUCCUGAGGGCCUGAGCCCACCCCUUCAUCCUGGCCAGUACCUCAUCCCUGGUUUCCAGGGUUGGUCUCUUUAUAACCUUGUUUAAUAAAGACAAAGGACUGAUAUA